Messenger RNA from Penicillium pulvis, 363 nucleotides. RefSeq lists its product as uncharacterized. NCBI's taxonomy places the organism in Eukaryota, Fungi, Ascomycota, Eurotiomycetes, Eurotiales, Aspergillaceae. Bases 1 to 363 code for a protein of 120 amino acids. The record is from RefSeq and is a predicted model, not a curated record. The transcript is spliced from 2 exons.
AUGGGUAGAUGGCUGAAGGGAGGUAAGCUGGAGAUGAGCUACAGGUAUGGAAAGGAAAUGUUAGGACAGAUGAAAGUGGUUCCAGGAAAGCGAUUCUUUAUUUAUUUCAGUGAAAAAUGGGCUGAUGCGCUCGUCCGCGACAGAGUAUCGGGCACCUCCGAUGCCCGCGAAUGGCCGAUCCCCACUUCCGAUCUUAUCGCAAACGUUGAGCGGCAAAUUGAUGGAGUAGACAUCUGUUGGAUGAGCAAAAUUCUCCCCCAGAUUUCGGGUUUCGAGCCGCCAGAGCUUAUUGCACGACUAGUCUCGACUGGGACUUCCAUUCCCGAAUCCGAAAUUCCGGCGUCCGAUCUUGCUCCCUUAUGA